AUGACUCCGCUGGACCUGUGGCUCUCGCGCUCCAUCCCCAUGUGCCUCCUGCUGCAGAGCCUGGUGCUCAUGGCCCUCUGCUUCCCAUCGGCCAGCAUGUGCCCCAAAGGGUGCGUGUGUCAGCGAGUCGAGUACCCGCCCUAUGGCCUCAACGUAACCUGCAGCCUGGCAGAGCUCAAGGAGAUCCCGUCAGACCUGCCUGCAGAUACGGUGCUCCUCCACCUGGAUCGCAACCAAAUCCAUGCUGUGCCUGAGCGCACCUUCCAAGACCUGAGGAUGUUACGCAGGCUGAACCUGUCCCAUAAUUCAGUGGAGACGCUAGGUGAGGGUGCAUUUGUUGGCCUGGAGGCCUCACUGGAGAUUCUCGACUUGUCACACAAUCGCAUUGUGAGUGUGCACAAGGAUGCAUUCGCACGGCUGAAGGCGCGUGUACUGGUGCAUGACAACCCAUGGCACUGCGACUGCGCACUGCAGCAGGCACUCGGCGGCAUGGCGCACAAUCAUGAAGCGGCAGCACGCGUCCUGUGCCGCAGCUCUGAGCUGAGGGACCAGGAGGGACGUCCAUUCUUGGCAGUGGACGCCGAUUUGUGCAACCUGGCCAGGCGCACCACCGACUACGCCAUGCUGGUGACCAUGUUUGGCUGGUUCGCCAUGGUCAUCUCCUAUGUCGUCUACUACGUCAGGCAGAACCAGGAGGAUGCACGGCGCCACCUGGAGUACCUCAAGUCUCUACCAAGCAAACCCAGGAAGCCAGACGAACCAGAGGACAUCAGCACCGUGAUGUAA
Messenger RNA from Neoarius graeffei (lesser salmon catfish), 786 nucleotides. RefSeq names its product leucine rich repeat containing 3B (gene lrrc3b). Gene Ontology annotation, molecular function: protein binding. The record is from RefSeq and is a predicted model, not a curated record. Bases 1 to 786 code for a protein of 261 amino acids. The transcript has a single exon. Lineage: Eukaryota; Metazoa; Chordata; Actinopteri; Siluriformes; Ariidae.